Messenger RNA from Stomoxys calcitrans (stable fly), 1416 nucleotides. RefSeq lists its product as uncharacterized. Lineage: Eukaryota; Metazoa; Arthropoda; Insecta; Diptera; Muscidae. Bases 214 to 1224 code for a protein of 336 amino acids. The transcript has 8 exons. The record is from RefSeq and is a predicted model, not a curated record.
ACUAGAAAAGAACAAAAAAAUUAAAAAAGAAAACAAAAGGAAUUUCUAAGUGAAUUUAGAAAACAGAAAAAUUGAGAAUAAAGAAAAAACACAAAUUGGAAAUUUUAAAACGAAGAUUUAAGAAAAAAAGAAAUUUACAAAUUUUGCGGUAGCUCCACGACUAAAUUUAGUUGAAUUUGAGAUUAUUGCCAUCCUGUGAAGAGCUGAAGCAAUAUGUCCUACUCCCUGCUAGUCUCUAUGGCCUUACUGCUCGUUUGCAGUCUUAUAUUGCCCUCUCUAGUGACGGGUCAUGGUCGCCUCAUGGAUCCUCCUGCCCGUAAUGCCAUGUGGCGUUUCGGUUAUCCAAAUCCUGUCAACUACAAUGAUAACGAACUGUUUUGUGGUGGUUAUGCCGUUCAAUGGGAACAGAAUAAGGGAAAUUGUGGAGUGUGUGGUGAUGCGUAUCAUCUGAAGACGCCACGACCACACGAAGCGGGAGGAGAGUAUGCCAAAGGCAUUAUUUCAAGAUAUUAUGCUGCUGGUCAGGAAAUCGAUGUCGAAGUUGAAUUGACCGCUAAUCAUUAUGGACGUUUCGAAAUGUUUUUGUGUCCCAACAAUAAUCCCCGCAAGGAAGCCACUCAAGAGUGUUUCGAUCGUUAUCCUCUGUACAUCUCUGGCAGCAGGGAACAUCGUUUCUUGAUACCUCGUGAUACCAAAAAGAAGGAUAUUUUCCGUUAUCGUGUGCGCUUGCCACCCUAUGUGACCUGUACACAAUGUGUAUUGCAAUGGACCUACUAUACGGCGAAUAUGUGGGGUACAUGUUCAAAUGGUACUGAAGCUGUGGGAUGUGGCAGGGCUGAAACUUUCCGCAACUGUGCUGACAUUGCCAUUGUUUCCAACACCGGCGGCGGUCUGCCACCACUCUUUGUUAACAAAAAGAAUCCCUAUCUUCUGUACUACAGAGAUUACAGAGCACCCGAAGAGAGCAAUGUCUUUCCCCUUAUUGUCAGAGAUCAAAAAUGUAUUGCAUCACCUGCCUUCAGGGUCUUGCCGGGCAUGGAUAAUUGGUGUGAGACCAAUUGUUUGCGUUAUCCUCCCAAUUGUCCUGAAUCAGCUUGUCAUUGUCCUCAAGAAUGUGUUGCCAUUGGUGAAUUGGAGGGAAAAGAAGGUGCCGACACCUAUUGCAUGGAUGAAUGUCUCAAUUAUGAAUCGGUUUGCCCCACUGAUAAAUGUCGCUGCUUCUAGAGUCUUAUUUCAUGGGAAACCUAAAGAAAAUCUGGCAUUUUCUUUAAGUGGUUUCCUAUAGUCGCCCUUGCAACCCCUUACACCCCCUACCCCCCAGGACAAGUUAUAAACUGUGUAGUAGAUUAUUUUAACAGCUGUGCUUCGAACUCUGUGCCCAUUUUUGAAAUUUUAAAUAAAUAUAUAUGAAAUUUA